Molecule: messenger RNA, 2159 nt
Organism: Populus nigra (black poplar)
Lineage: Eukaryota; Viridiplantae; Streptophyta; Magnoliopsida; Malpighiales; Salicaceae
Exons: 1
Coding region: 148-1623 (491 amino acids)
Molecular function (GO): glycosyltransferase activity
Source: RefSeq, a predicted model, not a curated record
GAAAACUGGAACUUCCUCCGGAUAUUAGGGGAUCAGAACUGAAGAGCUCAUUCCUCUCCUUAGGCAGAACCUUCUCAAGCUCUGGUACUUCUCUGUCACUUGCUCUGUGUAGUUUUAGAUCUCUAAAUUUCUCAGUAGUCCACUACCAUGGAUACGCAUGACAACCAGCCACACCCAGCAACAAGAUCAAAACCCUCUAAAAUCUACUGUUUAUCAAUACCGAUCCUCUUUUUAGCAAUAUCAUUAAGUUUCUUCAUCAAGACAAGCCACUACUUCAAAAUCCAACACCUAAAAUCAACACUCACAUCAAACCCCACUUAUUUUCAAGAACUCCUAGGGUUUCUUUAUUCAACCCAAAACCCCACCAAAACCCAACAAACAAAUCACAUUUCCGUACCCUCUCACUGUGUUUUAUGGAUGGCACCUUUCCUUUCAGGUGGUGGGUAUAGCUCAGAAUCUUGGUCAUAUAUUUUAGCACUUAAUGAAAACGUGCACAAGAAAAGGUUUAAGUUGAGUAUUGAGCAACACGGUGAUCUAGAAUCUUUGGAGUUUUGGGAAGGUUUGCCUCAAGAAACCAAGAACUUGGCUGUUAAGCUUUAUCAAACUGAAUGCAGAGUAAAUGAGACUAUUGUGAUAUGUCAUAGUGAGCCUGGUGCCUGGUACCCACCAUUGUUUCAAACCAGGCCUUGUCCACCAACUGGUUAUGAAAAUUUUAAUUUUGUUAUUGGUAGAACCAUGUUUGAGACUGAUAGAGUGAAUGCUGAGCAUGUUAAGAGAUGUAAUAGAAUGGAUUAUGUUUGGGUUCCUACUGAUUUUCAUGUGUCUACGUUUGUGCAAAGUGGGGUUGAUCCAUCUAAGGUUGUUAAAGUGGUUCAGGCUGUUGAUGUUGAGUUCUUUGAUCCUUUAAAGUAUGAGCCUUUAGAUCUUGUUUCAAUAGGGAAUUUGGUUUUGGGUUCAGGAAAGAAGGAUCUGGAUUCGAAGAUUGAGUUUGUGUUCUUGAGUGUGUUUAAGUGGGAGUAUAGGAAAGGGUGGGAUGUAUUGUUGAAAGCAUACUUGAAAGAGUUUUCUAGGAUUGAUGGGGUUGCUUUGUACUUGCUAACAAAUCCUUACCAUUCUGAUAGGGAUUUUGGGAACAAGAUUGUGGAGUUUGUUGAGGAUACUGGCAUAGAGGAACCAGUUAAAGGUUGGGCGCCUAUUUAUGUGAUUGGUACUCAUAUAGCUCAGGUUGAUUUGCCAAGAAUGUAUAAGGCUGCCCAUGCAUUUGUUCUUCCAUCAAGAGGAGAAGGGUGGGGGAGGCCUCUGGUGGAGGCCAUGUCAAUGUCUUUGCCAGUUAUUGCAACGAAUUGGUCUGGACCAACAGAGUAUUUGACAGAGGAGAAUAGCUAUCCAUUACUGGUGGAUAGAAUGAGUAAAGUUAUGGAAGGGCCAUUUGAAGGGCAUCUUUGGGCUGAACCUUCUAUUGAUAAGCUACAAGUUUUGAUGAGGCAUGUAAUAACUAAUGUUGAGGAAGCAAAUAUGAGGGGAAGGCGAGCAAGGGAAGACAUGAUUAGAAGGUUUUCUCCUCGGAUUGUUUCUGGUGUUGUCACAGAUCUAAUUGAAAAUCUACUUGAUCGGAUGAUUUGAGAGUUUUGCUUCUUCGUGCUUGCGGAGUUCAUAUAUGGUGUGGGUCAGCUGGGGAAUUAAGUAAUCAGAUUUCAAUAUGGCAUGGCAUCUUUGUAAAUGAGGAGACACAUGAUGUAUUUUGCAGGUCUACGAGAUGUUUGAACAACCGGAUGACUUCAUUUCCAACGUGUCCUUGUUUAUGUUCAAGUGUUCUGUCACUGUAUAGACAAAUUAUGUCAAAUUUUGAGACAUUCAAGAGCUAAGUUUCAGGGUUUUAAGCAUCUGCUAGGUUGCUUCUGUUGUUGAGCAUGGCUGCUGGAGAGAGUGCCAGUGCCUAGAAUUGCUAAUUCAAGAGUGCAACAAUACGUGGGAAACUCUAUACACUAGACAGUGCUUUGUGUAAUGGCUUGCCGUUCUAAAUAAUCUUCCAUCAAGGAUAGGCAAAUUUCUUAUCAAUUUGCAUGAUCUUUGUAAUUCAGGAAGAGAGGUAGAUGAUUGACUAACAAUAUUUGAAUGGGCCAAUUGGAACAUGCAGUAAAGAACCUUUCCUUCAGUUA